GACGAGAGUUGAAUAUGGGGGGAACUUUAUGUUAUGCAUGCGGUAAAGUUUGAUUCGGGGCUAUCCCUGACAGUAGCUAGCUAACGGUAGUACUGUAGCAACUAGCUACAGUACUCUUCUAACUUCUACAAAAUUGUAGCCUAGCUGAUCUGGUCACUGGAUAAACUCAUUCUUGUCACACCUCAAUCAACUGAAUUCUGGCUAGCUAGCUAGUUACAUGGAAGCAUCUGAAUAUCUCCUAUGCAAGUGGAAAGGCCACCACUGGCCAGCUAAGGUUUUGAGAAGAGUGUGCAAUUCCAAGAGGAAGAAGGAUAUGGAAGUGGAAAUGUUGGGAGAAGGUCACAGAGGAGUGUGUAUUUUGUUUUGCAGAGUGUGGGUGCAGCAGAAGGAAACGCAAGCCCUGACCCAAGAAUGCAUUGAGAACAUCUCUGGAGAUCUGAGUGAUCAUGCUUCCAAAAGGAGGGACCCAAUAAGAGAAUUGAAAUACCGGAGAGCACUGCGCUUGGCAUUGGAUAUGUUCCCCUCAGGAGAGACGAGCAGCACUCUGGUGUUAGGAGAUCCCAGAACAUCCGAAAAGGGAAGAGACCAACAGUUGCCAUCGGCGCCUGAAGAGCAAGAAACGAGAGCAAGACGCGUCAUCCGAGCAAAUGAGCCUCAGUCUGAGGAAAACAAUGAUUGUGCCUCUCAAAAAACAAGUCCGGGUGCAGCUCAAGAGAAUGUCACUGUUCACAGUGUGGCCGAUGUGUCAAGUGAUUUGAGCCUUACUCCACCUUCUUCAUCCCCACUGCAACCGCUCCAAGUGUCCUUCGACGAACAGGAGGACAGUAGUCUGGAGGAUGAUGACCUACCCAGUUUCACUUCACCAAAGAAAACCCUAUCCAUCACAAAGGGAGCUUGUGUCUGGUGUAAAUAUCGACGUUGCCCCUUCUGGCCUGCUAUGAUCAUGUAUGUUUCCCGCAAAGAGAAGAAAGCCAGCGUCGUGUUCAUCGACACAUUUCUUUGCACACAGAAGAGGAAGAGCGUCAAGGUCUCCUUAAAGAAUAUCAAGCCCUUUGACUGUGAGGAGUCAAAUGAGUUGGUGGACAAAGCCAAGGAGAUAUAUGGUACUGCCAUCCACUAUUGCCUGAAGCUUAUUGGGGACUAUAGAAUUCGCCUUGGUUGUGGUUCAUUUUCCGGUUCCCUCGUUGAGUAUGUUGCUGAUGACAUCAGCAUCCCUAUGAGAAAGCUGUACCUUCUCGGCCCAUCUGACAGUUAUCUGGCCUCGCCAAAGCAAGACAUGGAGGAUCAGAGAAGUUACCAGGGGACUCCGGAAGAACAUGCGACCACCGAGGGCAGUGACCAGGAGCCACAGGUCUCCAAGAGACUGCUACCCGACCGCGCCAAGGCUGCACGGGACCGGGCCAACGACAAACUACUGCAGUUCAUCGUCGAUAAAAGAGGCGUGGAAAGGCACUUGCAGGCUAUUAUCAGCGGUCAGGUGGUGUCCAAGUGGCUGAAAGCCUUCCGCAAGGCCAGUGGUCAAGCAGUGGACCCCUACUUUGAGACGGACCAGCAGGUGGAGCAGGUUUUCACUUAUCUCAGGAGCAUCAUGGAGGAAGCCUUGUCAAGUCUGCCAGAGUUAGAUCAGAUCCGCUUCAUCCUCGAAGUGCUCUUACCAGAGGCUGUCAUUCAUGGAAUCUCGGAGGUCGAUGACAUAUCCCUGGUUAAGGCUGAAGAGAAAUACUCACAAGGGCCUGGCAUCAGUAAUAGAGAGCGAGAGGAGUUUGACCUUAUGAUUGUGCAGCAGAUGAAGAAAAAGCACUGCAGAAAUGAUAAAGAAUAAGAAGGGUUGUGUGUUCUGUUUCGGGUUUUCAUUGGCUAAUGCCACUAGUGUUUAUAUUGUUCAUAGGUUAUGUGUUUAUAGGUUACAUACUCUUUAUUUUUCAAUACAAUCAUUUGUAUACUGAACAAAAAUAUAAACACAAUAUGCAACAAUUUCAAAGAUUUUACUGUGUUACAGUUCCUAUAAGGAAAUCAGUCAAUUGAGAUAAAUUCAUUAGGCCCUAAUCUAUCGAUUUCACAUGUCUGGGAAUAUAGAUAUGUAUCUGUUGGCCACAGAUACCUUUAUAAAAAUGGUAGGGGCGUGGAUCAGUAUCUCGUGUGACCACCAUUUGCCUCAAGCAGCGUGACACAUCUUCACAUAAAGUUGAUCAGGCUGUUGAUUGUGGUCUGUGGAACUCUUUUUCAAUGGCUGUGUGAAGUUGCUGGAUAUUGUCGGAAACUGGAACAUGCUUAUAAGAUCCAGCGCAUCCCAAACAUACUCCAUUUCUGGUGAGUAUGCAGGCCAUGGAAGAACUGGGACAUUUUCCAGGAAUUGUGUACAGAUCCUUGCGACAUGAGGCCUGUGCAUUAUUAUGCUGAAACGUGAGGUGAUGGCGGCAGAUGAAUGGCAUGACAUGGGCCUCAGGAUCUUGUCACUGUGUAUCUGUGCAUUCAAAAUGCCAUUGAUGAAAUGCAAUUAUGUUCGUUGUCCAUAGCUUAUGCCUGCCCAUACCAUAACCCCACCACUACCAUGGCACACUAUUUGCAAACCACUCACCUCCAUGACGCCAUACACGUGUUCUGCGGUUGUGAGGCAGUUAAUGGUAGAGAAAUUAACACUAAAUUAUCUUAUUUCAGCUCAUGAAACAUGGGACCAACACUUUACAUGUUGCAUUUAUAUGUUUGUGCAGUGUACAUUGGUAUAGCUAUAACGGUGGUGGUUUGUUUAUUUUCCAUGGCUUUCCCCCCCAACAAUUAUUUUCUGGAGCUACAGUUGAAUGGAAUCCACAAUUGCAUACUCGGUAUGUUACUCAACUUCCUGCCAUAAUUGGUGAUACAGAUGCAAGUGUAGAGCUCUUGAAAAAGCAAAAUUCCAACAAGUUAAAGUGAAAUUAGGUCAUUUGUCACGCGGUCUAGUUAUUUGGCAUGACUGAUCAUCUUGUGUGAUGGGCAGAGAUGCAUGUACAAAUUGAAAUAGCUAUAACGGUGGUGGUUUGUUUCAAAUGUAUUUUCCUUUACAAUUAUUUUCUUGAACUUGUUGCUAUUAUUCUGGUUAAGGUAUGUUUUUAUCGCCAAAAGCACAAAGCGGAUCUCAGGAUGAAAGCAAUAAAAUUACGUUGUUUUUA
This is a messenger RNA of Oncorhynchus masou masou (cherry salmon), 3146 nucleotides long. RefSeq names its product PWWP domain-containing DNA repair factor 3B-like. The transcript is spliced from 16 exons. The record is from RefSeq and is a predicted model, not a curated record. NCBI's taxonomy places the organism in Eukaryota, Metazoa, Chordata, Actinopteri, Salmoniformes, Salmonidae. Bases 218 to 1822 code for a protein of 534 amino acids.